Messenger RNA from Nematolebias whitei (Rio pearlfish), 1088 nucleotides. RefSeq names its product Ras homolog, mTORC1 binding (gene rheb). Gene Ontology annotation, biological process: small GTPase-mediated signal transduction. Gene Ontology annotation, cellular component: plasma membrane. Gene Ontology annotation, molecular function: GTPase activity; GDP binding; GTP binding. NCBI's taxonomy places the organism in Eukaryota, Metazoa, Chordata, Actinopteri, Cyprinodontiformes, Rivulidae. The record is from RefSeq and is a predicted model, not a curated record.
CGUUUACUAAGAUGAUCACAAUAAACGGACAAGAGUACCACCUCCAGCUCGUAGACACGGCGGGGCAGGAUGAAUACUCCAUCUUCCCACAGACGUACUCCAUAGAUAUCAACGGCUACAUUCUGGUUUAUUCCGUUACGUCUAAUAAAAGCUUUGAAGUUGUUCAAGUAAUCCAUGAAAAACUGCUGGACAUGGUUGGAAAGGUCCAAGUUCCAAUUAUGCUCGUCGGAAACAAGAAUGACCUACAUAUGGAGCGAGUAAUCAGUUGUGAAGAAGGGAAAGCAUUAGCUGAAUCCUGGAACGCAGCCUUCAUGGAGUCCUCUGCUAAAGAGAACCAGACGGCCGUGGAGGUUUUCCGGAGGAUGAUCCUGGAAGCAGAGAAGAUGGAUGGCGGCGUGCAGCCGGGAAAAACCUCCUGCUCCGUGAUGUAGAGCCGCCCAAUCAACACACAGGACACUGCACUGGGAAAUCCCGUUACUUGAAGGCUAGCCGCCAGUUCUCCUCCACCUCAGCCGACUCCACCCUCUUCCCCCCAGGGUCCCAAAUAUCCAACGCUGUCUAUUUAUGGCUCUGAUUCCACUCUUAUUUAUCAGUAUUUCCCAUUCCCUUCUCCCAUUCUUGUUUUUCUUUAUAUGUUUGAGUUUUAAGAAAUGGAUGCGUGGUGGUUCCCUCGUCUCAUAUUUCCCUCAGCCCAUGUCUGUGUGCAGCACUGAUGCAAAACAUUAAACAGCCUUCGUGGAUGGAUCAGAAAGAACAGAUCCCUGUCACAGAGAUAUUAGUGGUUUGCUGCAUCUUUGCGUCUCGUGCAGUUUCUGUAUUGGUUACAGUUCCUCCUCAGUUUAAAGAAUACAAGGUGUGUGCCAUGCAUCUGAGAACGAGGCGAACACGGACAUUUUUUUUCUGAUACAUCCGCAGCUGUUUGACCCUCUCUUUUCUACUUCAUCACCUCAUAGUUCCAACUUCUCUGUCCCCCACUCUGUUUCCGAUUGGUUACUGUCCGCCAAACCUGCAUCCAUUUUCUAAUGUUAAAAAUGUUGUACAAAUGUUUUUGAUUGUAAUCAUUAAAGCAAAAAGUGGUUAUGUACGAA